Messenger RNA from Prorocentrum cordatum, 1243 nucleotides. Lineage: Eukaryota; Dinophyceae; Prorocentrales; Prorocentraceae. The record is from the annotation of a GenBank genome assembly.
CGUGCGGGCGCCGACGGGCCUCGAGCGCGCCCCGCAGACGCAGCGGGGCCAGGCCGCGGCGAGGCUCUCGGGCAGCGCCAAGGCCGCGGGCGCGACUGCCGCUGCCGCCGAGGACGCCAGCGAGAUCAGCUGCGAGGAGGAACUGCCCGGGCGGGCCUCGGCCCGCGCCGACGCCCGCCGGGCCGCGGCGCGGGCGCGGCGGAUGGCCAGAGAGGACCUGCCGCCAGGCCAGACGUUCCUGGAGGCGCACAGCGUGAAGGCGGCAACCCGUGCGCGGUACCAGAUGCACGUGGACGAGCUGAUGAUGUUCGCAGACCAGCACAAGGUGCCGCUCGCCGAGGAUGCCGAGGUAGACGACUGCAUCGCGAAGUGGACGAACGCGGAGUUCAGCGCGGGCCGCCGCGCGUGGCGCGGGGAGAGCAUGCUGGCCGCGGUGAUCUUCACCUUCCCUGACUUCAGCCGCAACGGCAGUCGGGAGCUCCCCAAAGCUUCCCGAUGCCUCCGCGGCUAGCGCCUACUGAGCCCGCCGAUGAGCCGCACGCCCUUGCCCUGGCCCAUGUGGGCAGCGCUGGCGCUGCAGCUGGUGCGACACGGCCAUAGGCUGGCGGCGAUCGCGGUGCUCGUGAUGGUGGAGACGUACCUUCGGCCCUCAGAGCUGCUGUCGCCGAGGCGCCGCUCGCUGCUGCCGCCCGCCCGCGGCGGCCUGAGCAAGCGGAGCCUGCUGCUGUUCCCAGGUGCCAAGGGGAUCGCGCGCAGCAAGACGGGCGAUGCGGACGACGCCGUGGUGAUGGACUCCGUGCGCACGCACUGGCUCAGCUACCUGCCCAGUCGUCUCAGUGUCGGGCCAGAGGGCGUGCGGAUCUUCCCCUGGGGGUGCAAUCAGUUUUAUCAUAUGUUCGUGCAUCCAGCAGGGGAAGGUUCGUCUCGGGAAUGCCUGUGUAGAUUUUUGUUUGCGGACGAUUCGAUUGCGUAACAAGUUCUGGAUUUUUCUGUAUAGAGCACCCGCAUAGCAGUUAAGCCUGGCACGAUCCCGCCCCGGCCCCGGCCUGUUUACUGCAGCAUCCUAUGUGUAGAACGGCAGUUGUGAGCCACUGUGUUUUCGGGGCGCCCCGUCGAAAGGCGACUAGAUUAGUAUUUGGGGGCUCUGGGCUCGACCUUGGGUUUCUAAGGCGUCCUGGGUCCGUUCGCUGCGCAGGGCGGCACGGAUAUUGUUCUUUCUCGGGGAAGAAACAUGUAAUUCUGG